This is a messenger RNA of Linepithema humile (Argentine ant), 478 nucleotides long. RefSeq lists its product as uncharacterized. NCBI's taxonomy places the organism in Eukaryota, Metazoa, Arthropoda, Insecta, Hymenoptera, Formicidae. The record is from RefSeq and is a predicted model, not a curated record.
UCCAAGUCUUCCAUUAACUUCCAUGGAGGAAUUCUACAAUUGGAAAGAUUUCAAUUUGAAUGAAGAAAAAAAAUUGAUAAUGAUUCGAUUAUUAGUAGAGCAUGGCAGAGAAGAUUUAAAAGGUUCGGUGUAUUGCAUUAUGCGCAAGCUGAUGACAAACCAAGUCGCAGUAAAUUUUAAUUUAAAAGGAACAAAUAGAGAAGGAGCAAAAAUUCAGAAAAAGAAAUUUCAAGAUACAAUAUCUUAUGGUCUUAUCAUUGCUGCUUUAAAGAGGCAUUCACAAGAAAGAAAAGAUAGAGGUCUCCAUUUUGUGUAUAAUAGAGAAACUACAGACUCCCAUGUUGCGAACUGGUUAAAGGAUGCAAAAAAGCGUCUUGAAAAUGAAGAGCUUAGAUUAAGAAAACAACAAAAUGAGCAAACGGAAGGCAAUGAAAGUGACUAGAAUCUAAAACUGCUGUAUUUUUGCUUUUAUUUUUUC